This is a messenger RNA of Naegleria gruberi, 1020 nucleotides long. RefSeq lists its product as uncharacterized. The transcript has a single exon. The record is from RefSeq and is a predicted model, not a curated record. Bases 1 to 1020 code for a protein of 339 amino acids. Lineage: Eukaryota; Heterolobosea; Eutetramitea; Acrasida; Naegleriidae.
AUGGCUCCAUUGUUUGUUUUAUUAAUUGUACCCAUUUGUAUUUCUGUUAUUAUUACUAUUGCUAUGAAGGUAUAUUUGGUGGUUGUAAAGAAGGUUGACUUUGGUGGCAGAUUUAGUUUUACAACUUCUCAUAAUCAAUCUAUCAAUGAAAGUAAUAUUGGUUUAUUAUCACAUGUGGACCAAGAUGAUAAUACAUCUGAUUAUACGAACGAUGAUUCUUCUCAGCUUCUCCAAAUAGAAAAUAAGAUAUUCAAUAUUAUUCAUGGAUUCUUUCCAACAUUAGUUUGGCUUAUUGAUGUAACAUUCUUCUUGAAACCGUUUUUUGUUUUCACUAUUGUAAGAAAUGAGAUGAGAGGUACAAGGGUUGGAGGUAGAUAUCUAGAUCUUACUCAUACAGAUAAAAAGUGGGAUGGAAACCUCGAAAUGAUCUUACCUUGUAUUUGGAACACCUAUUUAGAUAUUACAUCACUUGGCUUAUGGAAAGCACUUGGACUCAUGCACUACUUUUACCUUUACAAGUUGGAUCAAAGAAUUUGUUGGGGAAGGAUUGAGAAUCAAACUUUUGAGGGUGAUUCCAUUGUUUUCAGACCUGAUGAAGAUGAUGAACAAGAAUUUAUAAUCUAUGGUGCUUAUUGUGGACAUAAAAUUGAGCUCACUAAAUGGUUGGUCACAUUGGGGGAUUUCAGUUUAAUCCGUUGGUUAUUACAACCCAUUUUAUUAAUUAUACCACCAUGUAUUGAUGUUUGGAGUUUGAGACAUAGAAUUAAGCAUAGAAAAUAUGGAGGACGUGGUAAAUUUGUCUCUCAACACGAUUAUACAAAUCCCAAUGCAGAUCCAAUCAAUGGAUUUCCAAGUAGUGUAAUGCUUUCCACAAACGUGCCCUAUAUUGAUUAUACCAUUCUUCAUCUUGGCUGUGUUUAUCUAGGGAUUAUCACAUUUUUCGUUUUUACGUGUGUUUAUGGAUUGAAAUUCAUGAGACAGUAUAAAGAUUCCACUAUACAUCUCACCAAUAAGAAAUAA